GUAGAAAAAUAUGUGCACGUAUUGGCUGAAACAGAGCGUUUUUUUUACUGUCGUUACAUACCAUAUGACUUAAUGUUGGCAUGAUAGAAGAAAAUCGAGUAUUAGGCUAAUUCGUUAUUUAAUUCUAACCUAGUUUUUGGCCGGUCUGGAUUGUUAUUGUUUAUAUUAUAAGGUAGGUUCUAAAAGGUGUGUGUUGUGCUAAUAUAUUAAAAUUAGUAUUGAAAUGUGCACUGUGUUGUUAUUGGUGAUAAAAAAAUCUAUGACUGUGGGUUUUUAUCAUAAUCAAAAUUAGGGUUGAGAAUAAUCUCCACUUGUGGAAUGUCAUUAUGAAGAGCUGAUUAGCUUCAAAAUGUUUGUACAUGAAGAAUAAUGUAUGAACUGUGUCGACUGAUUAAAUUAUGUUAUUUGAAGCUUCAACAAAUAAAGAAUGCAACAGAAGUAGAAGUUGUCAAAAUGAGCAUCCACCCAUCAUCAAAUGGCAGCAUCCAAGAAUUAAAUAUAAAUCCAAGCCCUGUCAGUAGUCAUUCUGUCACUCAGGAAGAGUUACACACUAUAGAUCCAAGCCUUGUCAGUACUCAUCCUGUCACUCAAGAAGAGUUUAACACUACUUACCGAUACGUUGACAUUCCAGAAACUGAUUUAAGCCAAACAUUAAAGAUGCGUGUUGCUCAGUUUAAUAUAAAAUCGUGCUUGUUUUGUUUACUACCAGUGCUGCAAUGGCUACCAACUUAUAAUUGGAAACAAAACUUCAUUAGUGAUUUCAUAUCAGGGUACACUGUUGCAAUUAUGAAUAUCCCUCAAGGUUUAGCAUAUUCAAAUCUGGCAGGUGUUCCACCAGCAGUAGGAAUUUACACAGCAAUAUUUCCUGUAUUCAUAUAUUUUUUAUAUGCAUCUUCUCGUCAUGUUAACAUGGGCACAUUUGCGAUAGUGUCAGUGAUGGUCAGCAAGCCUGUGCAUUCUUUCUCCACUCCUUCAUACUUUAACUCAAGUCAAUUAACCACUGCGACCUUACAACAAUUGUACACACCCACUCAAGUUUCCACAAUUUUAUGCCUUGUUGUUGGUAUUUGGCAAGUGAUUUUUGGUGUUGUUAGGCUAGGCUCGUUAUCUGUCCUAAUGUCAGAAACUCUUAUUAGUGGUUUUACCACCGGAGCUGCUGUUCUGGUAAUUACUUCUCAAAUGAAACAUGUUUUUGAAAUUAAUCUGCCUUUUCGUGAUGGUCCUUUUAAAUUAAUUUACACAUACGUAGAUUUGGCCAGAAUGAUAAAACAAACAAACUUCAUAGCACUUAUUUUGACUGUUUGUGUGAUCAUGAUACUUAUUGUGAAUGUUCGGUACAUAAAGCCAAGGCUGGCUAAGAAAACAAGAUUUCCAUUACCCAUAGAGUUGAUAAUGGUUAUAAUAGGCACUCUCAUCUCCAAACACUUUCAGUUGUCUGAGAUGUUCAACAUCACUGUUGUGGGGGGUAUUCCCACUGGGUUGCCUGGACCAUCUCUACCCCCUUUACCUCUAAUACCCAACGUUCUAGUUGAUAGUUUGGUUAUUGCACUAGUGGCAUUUUCAAUCAAUAUAUCCAUGGCAUCCAUGUUUGCUCGUAAAGAUCAUUAUAAAAUAGAUGGUAACCAAGAACUGCUAGCUUGUGGAUUAGGCAACAUGGUCGGAUCCCUGUUUUCCUGUUUGCCGAUUUCUGCUUCGCUCACUCGCAGUCUCAUCCAAUAUAAUGUCGGUGGCAAGACUCAACUCGCGAGUGUCGUGUCUUGUUGUCUGUUGAUCCUAGUGUUGCUCUUUAUCGGACCAUUCUUUGAACCUCUUCCUCUUUGUGUACUAGCUGGCAUAAUAGUUGUAGCUCUAAGGAAUAUGCUUUUGCAAGUGAAAGACUUCCCUAUGAUGUGGAAACACAAUCGACAAGAUGGUAUAAUUUGGCUGAUCACUUUCUUCUCUGUGAUACUUAUAGACAUAGAAAUUGGUCUAGGUGUGGGGAUUAUUGCGUCCUUGGUUUCCAUAAUUCUCAUGAGCCAAACUCCACAGAUUAACUUGCUAGGUAAUCUACCUAACACGGAUCUUUAUUUGGAUAUUGAUAGAUAUGACAUGGCAUAUCCUGUUCCAAACACGAUAAUUAUCCAGAUUUGUGGAGGAUUGCACUUCGCAAACAACAAUUUUGUAAGAGUUAAAAUUAAAAAGCUUUUAAAAAAGGAGUUGAGAGAUGAAACAAAACCGGAUAUUAACAAAUUUAUUAUUGACAUGUCAGCUGUUACGUUUGUUGAUCCUGCUUCUUCUCAAGUUUUACUUGAUUUAGCCAGUGAUCUUGAACAACGCCAUAUAUCAUUGUGCCUAGCCAAGUGUUCAAUUUAUAUUAUAGAUCAACUGAAGAAAAGUGAGUUUUUUCAAACUUUUCCUGAGAGGCAACUAUUUCCAAGUGUUCACAACGCUGUUUUAUAUGUCCAGAACUCAGAAGGUGAUGAAAGUACGUGAUGAUUAAGUACGACAAUUGUGUCAAUUCUAUUGAUCAUGUUUAAUUGAAUUCAAGUUGGAGUAAUUGUGAUUAACAACAUGAAAGUGUCAUUGUAACACUAAGUGCCAACCCAAAAAUAUACAAUUUUUAUAUUUUGUUUAGCUGUAAUAAAAUUAUUCCUUAUA
Messenger RNA from Homalodisca vitripennis (glassy-winged sharpshooter), 2637 nucleotides. RefSeq names its product solute carrier family 26 member 6-like. NCBI's taxonomy places the organism in Eukaryota, Metazoa, Arthropoda, Insecta, Hemiptera, Cicadellidae. Bases 370 to 2472 code for a protein of 700 amino acids. The transcript has a single exon. Gene Ontology annotation, cellular component: membrane. Gene Ontology annotation, biological process: transmembrane transport. Gene Ontology annotation, molecular function: sulfate transmembrane transporter activity; oxalate transmembrane transporter activity; bicarbonate transmembrane transporter activity. The record is from RefSeq and is a predicted model, not a curated record.